CAUGUUGCUGCUCACUUGGUGAAUGCCUUGAACUUCUCUGUGAAUUACAGUGAAGAGUUCCUCGCACUCAAUGCAGCCAGCUACCAUGGCGAAGAUCCCAGGAAACUCCUUUUUGCAACAGUUCCUGGAUUAACGGGUGUCCUUAUGGUACUAGUCUUGUUCCUAAUGUCUACCGCUUCUACUUAUGCCAUUAGGGUUUCAGAUUAUGACAUAUUUUGGUAUACCCACAACCUCUUUUUUGUCUUCUACUUGCUGCUGAUACUGCAUGUUUCUAGAGGAGUUCUGAAAUACCAAACUAACCUGAAGGAGCAUCCCCCUGGAUGUUUUAAUCCCAACGUGACCAUUGAAGAGGACAGCCCGUUUGCAGGUGGUUUCAAACAGCCCCUCACAGAAAGUGCCAUAGAGCAUUUCCCAGGACGACUGAUGGAGCUAGAACCGCUUCUCCAAAGCAACUUUGUUUGUGCAGAGGAGCCAAAAUUCCAAGCUGGUUUCCCUGAGACCUGGCUUUGGAUCUCUGGACCAUUAUGCUUAUAUUGUGUGGAAAGGCUGUACCGCUUUAUCUAUAGCAGCUAUAAACCUGUCACACUUACCGCAGCGAUCAACCAUCCAUGUGAUGUCCUUGAAAUACAGAUGAUGAAGGAAGGCUUUAAAGCAAGACCUGGACAGUAUGUCAUUCUGCACUGUCCAAGUGUGUCAUCUGUGGAAAGCCAUCCCUUCACUCUAACAAUGUGCCCAACAGCUACCAAGGCAACAUUUGGAGUGCACAUUAAAGUCGUAGGAGACUGGACAGAGAGAUUUCGAGAUCAGCUGCUGCUACAUUCAAGCUGGGAUGCCGAGAUUCUGCCAGUUUUCCAGCAAAGAUGUUAUCCUAAGCUGUAUGUAGAUGGGCCCUUUGGGAGCCCUUUUGAAGAAUCUUUCAAUUAUGAAGUCAGCCUCUGCAUCGCUGGAGGCAUUGGAGUGACCCCAUUUGCAGCCAUCUUCAAUACCCUGCUGGAUGACUGGAAGCACUACAAACUCAGAAGGCUUUACUUCAUAUGGGUAUGCAGAGACAUCUUGUCCUUCCACUGGUUUGCUGAUCUCCUCUGCAAAUUGCAUAACAAGCUCUGGCAAGAAAACCGACCAGAUUUUAUCAAUAUUCAGCUGUACCUCAGUCAAACAGAUGGGAUACAGAAAACAAUUGGUGAGAAAUAUCAAGUGCUGAACCACCGGCUUUUCAUUGGGCGGCCAGGAUGGAAACUUCUAUUUAAUGAAAUAGCCAAGUAUAACAGACAGAAAACUGUUGGCGUUUUUUGCUGCGGCCCCCCUGGAAUCUCCAAAGCUAUUCACAAACAGAGCAAUAGCAACAAUCCUUAUGGGACAAAGUUUGAAUACAACAAAGAAUCAUUUAGCUGAGAGCAUCUGGGGCUUU
Molecule: messenger RNA, 1408 nt
Organism: Python bivittatus (Burmese python)
Lineage: Eukaryota; Metazoa; Chordata; Lepidosauria; Squamata; Pythonidae
Source: RefSeq, a predicted model, not a curated record